CUCUCCUUACUUCACAGGACCAGUCGAAGCAGCCAACAUGACCCUGGAACAGCCAGCCGGUGAGAUGUGGCAGAAGAUCCGCGAGGAGCUAAAUGAGAAGGUGGACACCAGGGACCAGGACCUUGCACACAUCAAGGAGUGGUUGAAGAAGGAGCCCCAUCUACCUGAUGAAUUUGACGACCAGCGUAUCCUGACCUUCCUCCGCGGCUGCAAGUUCUCCCUGGAGAAGACCAAGCGCAAACUGGACAUGUACUUCACCAUGCGUACUGCGGUGCCUGAGUUUUUCACUGACCGUGACGCCACCAGGCCUGAGCUACAGGAGAUCUUGAAUAUUGUGUAAGUUGCAUUCAUCAUUGUAACGU
Ostrinia furnacalis (Asian corn borer) is the source of this 362-nucleotide messenger RNA. RefSeq lists its product as uncharacterized. Gene Ontology annotation, cellular component: membrane. The record is from RefSeq and is a predicted model, not a curated record. The transcript has 2 exons. NCBI's taxonomy places the organism in Eukaryota, Metazoa, Arthropoda, Insecta, Lepidoptera, Crambidae. Bases 38 to 340 code for a protein of 100 amino acids. Gene Ontology annotation, molecular function: phosphatidylinositol bisphosphate binding.